GUAUCUGAAGAAAGAUUUGGCCAGGGGCAGCUGUGCUGGCUUAUGCUCUUCUCCUUCUGCUGCUGCCAUCCUCCAGCAAGAUGCUAGGGUCUUUGGGGCUUUGGGCAUUACUUCCCACAGCUGUGGAAGCACCCCCAAACAGGCGAACCUGUGUGUUCUUUGAGGCCCCUGGAGUGCGGGGAAGCACAAAGACACUGGGAGAGCUGCUAGAUACAGGCACAGAGCUCCCCAGAGCUAUCCGCUGCCUCUACAGCCGCUGCUGCUUUGGGAUCUGGAACCUGACCCAAGACCGGGCACAGGUGGAAAUGCAAGGAUGCCGAGACAGUGAUGAGCCAGGCUGUGAGUCCCUCCACUGUGACCCAAGUCCCCGAGCCCACCCCAGCCCUGGCUCCACUCUCUUCACCUGCUCCUGUGGCACUGACUUCUGCAAUGCCAAUUACAGCCAUCUGCCUCCUCCAGGGAGCCCUGGGACUCCUGGCUCCCAGGGUCCCCAGGCUGCCCCAGGUGAGUCCAUCUGGAUGGCACUGGUGCUGCUGGGGCUGUUCCUCCUCCUCCUGCUGCUGCUGGGCAGCAUCAUCUUGGCCCUGCUACAGCGAAAGAACUACAGAGUGCGAGGUGAGCCAGUGCCAGAGCCAAGGCCAGACUCAGGCAGGGACUGGAGUGUGGAGCUGCAGGAGCUGCCUGAGCUGUGUUUCUCCCAGCAGGUAAUCCGGGAAGGAGGUCAUGCAGUGGUUUGGGCCGGGCAGCUGCAAGGAAAACUGGUUGCCAUCAAGGCCUUCCCACCGAGGUCUGUGGCUCAGUUCCAAGCUGAGAGAGCAUUGUACGAACUUCCAGGCCUACAGCACGACCACAUUGUCCGAUUUAUCACUGCCAGCCGGGGGGGUCCUGGCCGCCUGCUCUCUGGGCCCCUGCUGGUACUGGAACUGCAUCCCAAGGACUGUGUGUGUCUCUGUCCACGUGGAAGAGCUCCCCACAACUCACUUUGCCCUAUUGGCUCCCUGUGCCACUACUUGACCCAGUACACCAGUGACUGGGGAAGUUCCCUGCGGAUGGCACUGUCCCUGGCCCAGGGCCUGGCAUUUCUCCAUGAGGAGCGCUGGCAGAAUGGCCAAUAUAAACCAGGUAUUGCCCACCGAGAUCUGAGCAGCCAGAAUGUGCUCAUUCGGGAAGAUGGAUCGUGUGCCAUUGGAGACCUGGGCCUUGCCUUGGUGCUCCCUGGCCUCACUCAGCCCCCUGCCUGGACCCCUACUCAACCACAAGGCCCAGCUGCCAUCAUGGAAGCUGGCACCCAGAGGUACAUGGCACCAGAGCUCUUGGACAAGACUCUGGACCUACAGGAUUGGGGCAUGGCCCUCCGACGAGCUGAUAUUUACUCUUUGGCUCUGCUCCUGUGGGAGAUACUGAGCCGCUGCCCAGAUUUGAGGCCUGACAGCAGUCCACCACCCUUCCAACUGGCCUAUGAGGCAGAACUGGGCAAUACCCCUACCUCUGAUGAGCUAUGGGCCUUGGCAGUGCAGGAGAGGAGGCGUCCCUACAUCCCAUCCACCUGGCGCUGCUUUGCCACAGACCCUGAUGGGCUGAGGGAGCUCCUAGAAGACUGUUGGGAUGCAGACCCAGAAGCACGGCUGACAGCUGAGUGUGUACAGCAGCGCCUGGCUGCCUUGGCCCAUCCUCAAGAGAGCCACCCCUUUCCAGAGAGCUGUCCACGUGGCUGCCCACCUCUCUGCCCAGAAGACUGUACUUCAAUUCCUGCCCCUACCAUCCUCCCCUGUAGGCCUCAGCGGAGUGCCUGCCACUUCAGCGUUCAGCAAGGCCCUUGUUCCAGGAAUCCUCAGCCUGCCUGUACCCUUUCUCCUGUGUAAAUAUGCAGUUUAUGUGUCAUCAAUGUACAUGCCAACAUAAAUAUGGCGAUUGUAUAGCUGUCUUGUCUGCCUCAUCACUGCAUUUCCCACCUGCCGAAUCCUUGGAUUCUUCUGCGGGCAUCCAGUCCACAUCAGUUCUGACCAGUGACUUGGGGUAGGUGUGCACAGGAAAGAGAAUAAAGUCAGCUUUCCUGAUGCA
This is a messenger RNA of Homo sapiens (human), 2061 nucleotides long. It is a transcript of the gene AMHR2, whose product is annotated as anti-Mullerian hormone receptor type 2. The coding region runs from base 81 to 1862 and encodes 593 amino acids. Gene Ontology annotation, biological process: male gonad development; female gonad development; cell surface receptor protein serine/threonine kinase signaling pathway. Gene Ontology annotation, cellular component: membrane; plasma membrane. The transcript has 12 exons. Lineage: Eukaryota; Metazoa; Chordata; Mammalia; Primates; Hominidae. Gene Ontology annotation, molecular function: transforming growth factor beta receptor activity, type II; transmembrane receptor protein serine/threonine kinase activity; ATP binding. The record is from RefSeq and is a predicted model, not a curated record.